Candidula unifasciata is the source of this 969-nucleotide messenger RNA. Lineage: Eukaryota; Metazoa; Mollusca; Gastropoda; Stylommatophora; Geomitridae. The record is from the annotation of a GenBank genome assembly.
UUUGAAUUGUUAUUCAGUGUACCAGAUGAUAAUGAUCCAGCAAUCCUCGUGGUCAAAGGUUUAAUAGAAAGUUACCCUAAGGUGGAUGCAAAACUUUUCAUAGGUCUCAAAACUGUUGGUCCCAAUGGAAAAAUUAACAACAUGGUCCAUCCUUAUGAGGCGGCCAAAUAUGAUCAUAUUGUGAUCUCAGAUUCAGGAAUCAUGAUGACCCCCACCAGUCUGCAUGAGAUGGUUCACUGCCUGAAGCCGGAUGUGGGGCUUGUGUUACAGAUGCCAUAUUGUGCUACCAGAAAGGGAUUUGGUGCAGUCUAUCAGCAGGUGUACUUUGGGACAAUGCAAGCAAGGAAUUGCCUCAGUGCCAAUGCUGUCAACAUUAACUGUUCCACUGGCAUGUCCAGCUUGUUACGUCGCAGUGUUCUGGAUGUUGCCGGGGGACUUCAGAGCUUUGGGAAAUAUCUGGCUGAGGAUCAUUUUAUAGCUGAAGCUGUACGGUCUCAGGGUUAUAAAGUUGUGCUUGCAUCAACACCAGCUUUACAGAAUUCAGGCAACUGUUCUAUAGAAGAGUUCCACCAGAGGAUGAUCAGGUGGGCACAACUCAGAGUAUCGAUGGUGCCUUCUCUCAUCCUUUUUGAACCCUUUGGAGAGAGCAUCUUACUAGGAUUAAUAACUUCAGCAUCUUUCUACUUUCUGUUUGGCAUCUCUCCCUUGGCAUUCCUGUUGGGACACAUGCUGGUCUGGUUUCUGAGUGAUUACAUUUUGUUUAGGAUUGUUGAGAAUGGACCUCUCCCCUUUUCAAAGUUUGAAUUUCUGGUGGCAUGGCUGUUUCGAGAAGUGCUAUCUCCUUACAUCAUUCUGCGCUGUCAUCUCCAAGAUCAUGUCAUCUGGCGGAACAACAAGUAUCAACUUCACUGGGGUGGACAAGUGGAGUUGAAGAACUCAAAGUUAGAAGUGGUGGAUGUGUCGGCAUGA